AACGGGUCACUACAAUAUUAACCAUUCUCAUCAUUUGGGAAAAGGCGACGACGUCUAAUGGCCAAUGUCGUCAUCCCACCUCCCACGAGCGCAGGCUCUGGUUGGAUACCGGACCUGUCGAUCACGGGCUCUCCCAAGUUCGGUUGCCCAGCAGCGUUUCUGAUGCCCAAUUUUAUGGACGAAGAGGAGUAGUCCCAAAAACCAGAUCAUAGGCAACAGCCGAAGCGUUUAAAAAUUGUGGAAGACUAGAAGAGGAGUAUAUAGAUGACAUGGGCAAGGGAGAAUAGCCUCUGCCUGUGCUUUACUAGAGUAUAGCAUUUCUUUAAUAUUAUGUAUUAUUAUUUAUAAUAUUAUAAAUAUCUCCAUAUUCUGCGACACCUUGCAUUGAGCAAGGGUUCAUUUCGACAUGAUGCGCCAUGUAAGGGCAGAGGAGGACGAUGUUAUUACGGUGUAAUAACGAAGAAGAGCUCACGAAUGGAAUAACACUGCUAGCCAGUGCAUCGCAGAUAGCAACAUUGUAGCGUUCAUCCAUACUGCAUCUCUCCUGAAUGUGGAUGUUAAUUGUUUCGCGAGAGCUUGCGUUUCGCUUGCACCGGGAACGCUGACCUGUUCGGGAGCAUUUCGGUCAAAUGCAGCGACUGAGAGAGCAGCAGUACCGACGAUUGGGGCACGUGAAGGUGCACAUGGACCUCUGAGAGGAAUCCCGUGGAUCUCGAAACGAACCGGCACAUUUAACGUUUCAUGUUUAGUCUAGGCCUCCUCCUCUCACCUGGCACCCAGCGCGCUGUUCUGUUCUCAACGCAGGUAUUUUGUUGAUAGCGUUUUAUAUUUCUCAACUGGGUCUUUAAAUUAGCCAGAAUAGGUUAUGAGGAUGAUGCGAGUUGAUAUCGAAUCACUUCGCUGGGGAAUAUAGGAAAGCGGUCCAUCUGAUCCAUUAUCAUUAGCCAAAUGACUUCUCCAGAUUACGGUUUCAUCAGUGUUUAACGAAUAGGAACGGAACGCGUGGAGUUCAGAUAUGACAGUUGGUUAUUACGGAGUAAGGUGGAUCAGGCCAUUUCUACAGUGCCACAUGAUAAACAGAGAGCACACGAGAGCAACCCUAUAAUGCUACGUACGACGCGCGGGUGUUGAUUUGGAUAGAUCAAACCCUCUAGUCUAUUUGGAAAUGCGCAUGUACAAUCUAGAACUGUGACUCGCUCUGUUUAGUGUUUACUAUGUCAUGGAAACUCACUGCACGCUGUCGUGGGAGCGAAAGUAGUAGGAUACUUAUUUAGCCGUGAAUUGGCUGCCUUUAGAAUAGAAACACGUCUAUUUGACAAUUGUACGUUUUCUGAAUGUUUUUCUGUGGAAAGCCGCUCAGCUGUGCCCUCGAAUUCGCCUUAAUCUGGGGCAUGAUCCUCGUGUGAGAAAUCGUUGAAAUAAUCAGCGUCGGGGUGUCAACGAGGCUAGAGCGAGUAGGAGAUUUGGCUAGAUUAUCGCUGGACUGCUAUUUUGUUCCCUUGGUCGAACACUGACCGAACCGUGGCUUCUGAUCUGCCGCCUUUUCCCUGCCCAAACUGCCACCGCAGAGCGCCUGGAAUGCGACUUGGGGACCCUUUCUUCGUUUUUUCUAGGAGUUUGUCUCCGUGGACAACGGUUCUCUUGCAGAGUAAGAACGCAAAUAAUAGCUCAUUUACAAUUGAUACAGUUAGUCUAUAGCAAUGAUAUGAAGCGAGCCUGGAGCGCUAUUUUACGGUCAAAUUUGGAGCAUCAGAGAAUGCGUUUUUUUCAUUUAGAACUCAACUAAAUUCACUGUUGGCUUUAGUGUCGGAAAAUGGAUACACCACAGAUGGACUAGGGGACUAACACCUCGAUCGCAUCCAAGGAGUACCGGUUAGACACGAUUACUUCAGUAACCUACUCCUCCAGAACCGCGGACGGUUAGUUCGGUUGACGAGCAUCACGCAUUCUCCCCAUUCUGCAGCCGGUAAACGGAUGAUGUUUGAGCGAGGAUGCUGCGCUUCCCCGUGAAGAAAAUUCGGAAGCAGUUCAAACUCCUUCUGCUGCUUGUGCUGCUCACCUUUGCCGUGUGGUUCACCUACCUCCACAUCAAUCAGGGCAAAGCUAUCAAACUCCACUUCAACUACGGCAAAGAUGGGGAGAGGCAGUUGGAGGGGACAGACGCCAGCCGCAAGAGGGACGCUCGCUCCUCAGCCGGCCACCACAAGACAGAGGACACUAGCGACAGUCACGAGGACGAUGCUCGGGAGGAUGAGUCCAAUGCUGUUGGAGCUGACCCCAGAGACCAUGCCCACAUCAGGAAGUUUCUCAGCCAGCGCCACAAGAAGUUGCCAUGGAAACCUGAGUUCAAAGGGCAGGCCAACCUCCACGUGUUUGAGGACUGGUGUGGCUCGUCUGUAGCCCAGCUCCGAAAGAACCUGCACUUCCCUCUAUAUCCCCAUACGAGAACUACGGUGAAGAAGCUGGCUGUGGCUCCAAAAUGGAAGAACUACGGCCUCCGAAUAUUUGGUUUCAUUCAUCCAUACAGAGAUGGUGAUUUCCAGUUUUCGGUGUCGUCAGAUGAUAACUCUGAGUUCUGGGUGAGUCCUGACGAGAGCCCUCUCAAUGCCAGACUACUGGUCUACGUUGGACAGCUGGGGACUGAGUGGACUGCUCCAGGGGAGUUCAGCAAGUUCAGGUCCCAGUCCUCAAAGUCUGUGCACCUUAUCUCAUCCAGACGGUACUACUUUGAGAUCCUUCACAAGCAGGAUGACAAGGGGUCAGACCACGUGGAGGUUGGGUGGCGUCCAUUCCUGCCAGGUCUGAAGUAUGAGGUCAUCGAUUCUGCCUACAUUUCCCUCUACACAGAUGAAUCCAGUCUGAAGAUGAACAGUGUGGACCACAUCCCUCAGACCCUGGCCAGUCACAGUAGACCAUCAUCAGUAGAGGAACAGUCACAAGAGCACAGUCACUUCAGCAGCCAGCACGGAGCAGACAUGCUCAAACCAGACCCCCGAGACACUUUCUAUAGCACCCCUAUGAUCCAGGCAUCUCGUCUGGAGAACGUGCUGCCAGCCUGUCUCUACUCCCCUACCUACGUCGUCAAAGACUUCCCCAUAGCCAGAUACCAGGGCCUACAGUUUGUGUACCUGUCCUUCAUUUAUCCCAAUGACUUUACACGUCUGACACACAUGGAGAGAGAGAACAAGUGUUUCUACAGGGAGUCGCCCAUCUACUUGGAGAAGUUUGGCUUCUACAAGUACAUGAAGAUAGACGAGGAGGACGAUGAUAGACCCUUCUUCUUCCCUAACCCAGACGAUUUCCCGGAAGAGGAGGAAGGGGUGGACCCGGAAGAUGAGGCCGAGAUCGUAGGUACCCAAUCACCAAAUAGGACUGCGCCGCCUAGCCUAUCAGCUAAGAGGACCUCCCACCCCAGCCUAUCCAUCCACACCUCCAGACCCACCCUUGAAGAAAGAGAGGGGGAGGAGGAGAACAGUAUUGUGGUCCGUAGAGAGAAAAAACAAUUCCUCAAGAGUGAUGGACAGACAGACAGAGAGUGGGACAAGGACGGGCCGAGGAGAAGAGGGGGACAGACCUCCAGGAGGGGACUUCUAGAGAGACCCGAGGCAGAGAGCGAGGAGCUGCACCCGCAGUCGGACAACGUGGUCCACGGUCGCUCCCUCUCCUGGAUCAGGACUGGUCCCUCUGAGCUAGGACCCGGGGGGCCGGGCAGGAAGGGAGGAGGAGGAGGGGGUGCAGGAGAGGAGACCCCUCCCAAACUGAGCAAGUCGUCCCUGCUCUUCCCCCAGAAGACCUCUCUCUCGGCCCUUGCCAGCCGUGCCAAGCAGAUCCUUAGUAACUCCGCCCCCGGCAACAACGCCGCCAACGCCCGUCUCCAUGAUAACGCUGCCCGUAACCAUGGUAAUGACAAAAACGCUGCUGCCGCCGCCGGCAACAUCAACAAUAGGGAAAAGAAGGAUGAAAACAAGAUCUACAUCACCAGGCCACGGCCGGUCAAAGAAAGGGAGCGAGAGAAGGAGGAGAGGAGAGCGGAGAGGGAGAGGGGCAGGGGUCUGGGGUCGCGUCAUCCGAGAGAGGUCUUUCCUGGGGUGUUUCUGUACCAGAGUGGAAAGACCACCAGACUGGUCAACCUCCAGAGCACUCGAUCCAGGGGGAGAGGGGGAGCGGGGAGCAGGGGGCUCGUCACUGCCCCCCAACUCUGGCCCAAACCCCCACUAAGAGACGGCAAAGCUCCCCCACGUGGCACUAAUGCUAGUGUUAGCAGACAAGGCGCAGUUCACCAGGCAGCCAGCAGGGUGGCGGUAGUGAGGCUCCGAGACAGAGAGAGGAGGAGAGUUAGAGGAGGGGGAAGGGAGCCCCAAAUACCCUCAGAAAGAGAGGCUGCCGCAGACGCCACCUUACCCAGUAAAAGAGGCACCCCAUUGCCCCAGCACCUCCAGCCCCCGCCACCUCAUUCACCCACUCCCCCCAACUCUUUGGAGAAUCCCCAAACUAUCGAGAGCAGGGUUGAAAGCAGGCUAGAAACCAGGGUCACCUCAUACCUCAAAACCUCUGAGAUCACUGAGUCACAGCAAAAGCAACCCGACCCAGACCAAGAACCCUCAGAACCCGAACCAGACCCUGAUCCAAUCCGCUCGAACGCUGACCCAGACCCAGAACCAGAGGAGGGUGGGGUGUCCGACUACAGUUACGAGGCUGAAGAGGCGCGUCCAGGCUGGGCUGAGGAGAGCAUCAACUGGCAGAGAACGUUUUCAGUCAACCCCAUGGACUUUGAGCUGCUGCGUUCCGACUGGAAUGACCUGCGCUGCAACGUGUCUGGGAACCUGCAGCUGGCCGAGAGCGAGGUGGUGGAUGUGCUGGCACAGUACAUGGAGAAGCUCAACGAGCGCAACGGAGGUAUUUACACCCUUUUGCGGAUCAUCAAUGUGGAGAAGAGGCGAGACUCAGCCCGGGGAAACCGCUACCUGGUGGAACUGGAGCUGAUGGAGCGCGGUCGGAACGUGGUGCGCCUCUCAGAAUACAUCUACCUUCUCCUCCACCGUGGCCGGUUGGGAGGAGACAGCCUGGAGAACACGGAGUUCAUCCCCGCCUCGGCCCCUGCUGGGUCCCCACCUGGUCUCAUCCUCAGCACCCCCGCACCCCCAACCUCCACACACACCCCUGCCCAGCCCGGGGCCACCCCGUGGGGCACGGCCUACGCCAACCCCCUGCUGUGUCAGCCGGUCAUGCUGCAGUGGCGGAAGGAUGUGAUGGUGCAUUUUGUGGUGCCAGUGAAGAACCAGGCUCGCUGGGUGCAGCAGUUCAUCACAGACAUGGAGGAGCUGCACCGUCAGACUAAGGACGACAACUUCAGCAUCAUCAUUGUCGACUUCGAGAGCACCGACAUGGACGUGGAGCAGGCCCUCCGAGAGAGCACUGUGCCGAGGUAUGAGUACUUGAGAAGAGAAGGGAACUUUGAGCGCUCAGCGGGACUACAGAUCGGAGUGGACACUAUCGAGGACAACCACAGUAUAGCGUUCCUGUGUGACCUUCACAUCCACUUCCCCCUCAACAUCCUGGAGAGCAUCAGGAAGCACUGUGUAGAGGGACGUCUGGCCUUCGCCCCUAUCGUCAUGAGACUGGGCUGUGGCAGCUCCCCGCUAGAGCCUGAUGGCUACUGGGAGGUGAAUGGCUUUGGGCUGUUUGGGAUUUAUAAGUCGGACUUUGAUAAGAUCGGAGGGAUGAACACAGAGGAGUUUAAAGACCGCUGGGGAGGAGAGGACUGGGAACUACUGGACAGGGUACUACAGAACGGUCUCGAGGUGGAGAGACUGAGACUGAGGAACUUCUUCCACUACUACCACUCCAAAAGGGGCAUGUGGAAUGCUCAGAACAAGAAAACCCCCAAGGGAGGGGGUUAGCUAACGCCCCCACCCCCCCAAAACACAUGGCCUAUACCUGCAGCUCCACUGUGUGUGAGGAGAGACCCUGAAUAAGCUUACUUACUGCCUGACUUUGCCUUUUUUAGAUAGGCACUUUUCAGGGAUGCCCAUCCCAGCUUCUCUGAGGAACAUCUUUUCCCUGAGGAUGUUUUUUCCGUCAAUGGAGGACAUUGAGAGGGAAAACCGAGGGAAUCUGUUUUUUAUGUUGGUGUUGACGUCUACCCGGAUAGACUUGACCUUUCGCCUCACUAACAGAACUCGACGUAGAGGCGAUGUCUUUUUCUUUUUUGGUGCAAUGUUACCUGACAGACUAAAAAAUGACGUUUAUUUUGUAUUUUGUUUGUUUUGUUCAGAGGAAGCAUAUUUUAUUUUCUAGCGAGACAUUUGUAAAGACAACCUAAGAUUUUCUACAAAAACAUCCAUGUGAGGAGAUGUCUGAGGAACGUUAAGAAGGACUUUGUGUUGAUGACAGUAUGUUUGUUUAUUUGUUUGUGUUCAGGUACGUGCGAACAGUUGUCGUUCCCGGAAACGUGUUCCGUCACUCGGGUGUCAAAUUUCAGAUAUUAGCACUGCAAACGACAUGUCUGGGUGUUGAAAGUAACAGUGUGUAGUGGGUCUACCUGAUGUGCUUCUUCAUAUAAACCUAACCGGGGUGCUUCAUAUGUACUAUAGAGGCCUAUGAUGCGGUAUGUGCAGCUUUCCCAAAUGUCCUGCUUAUUUACUCCUGAUUACGGAUAUCUUUUAACAUCUUCCAACCUGGGAAUUUUGGGAAAGUUAACCCUAAAUUGUUGCAUAUUAAAUAUAAGCUCUGUUAUGUGUACAGUUCUAUGGGAGGAGGACACAGACACUGGACCGUAUGGGGUGGGGGAUCCACAGUGAGGCAUCAGAUUUAUCAAAGUGCUUCGCAAAACGUACUUCGUUUCACAGUCUAUCCUGCUUUCUUUUGGUCUGUCUUUCUCUCUCUUUUGUUUUUGUUUUUGAUUUUCUUAUCUAUUGCUCUCUUUCUCUACAAUCUCUCUCUCUCUCUCUCUCGCUUUCGCUUUCGCUAUCUCUCUCUGUUUCUCUCUCUCUUUUCUGUUAUCGACAUGGAUUCCCUGGGUCUUUCCUAACAUUGUGCGUUGCCUCACUGCUGUUUUGUUGGAAGAGUUUUAGGGGAGAGUGGAGUAAGUUGAGUCAAAGGGGUAAGUUGAGCCACCCUUGUUUCUAGGAAACCAUACACCAAAUUAAUAAUUUGACCUAACAUUUAGGAAGAGGUCAUCACUUCAUGGAGUCUAUAAGAAGUAAGAAACCACAUCGAAAAAGUGGUAAGCAAUUAGGCCAAAAUAAAUUGUUUUCACCAUGUCAAAUGAAUUCAUUGUGUUAGAGGUUUCAUGAUGCUUGUAUUUAAACCAAUGUAGAUCAUUUUAAGAUUGUUAAAUCAUUUGGGGUCUAUAUACGCUUCAAUAUGAGAUCCUAAACCUAGCAAGUGCAUCAUUGUAGCUGUGUGGGCUAAUAUAGUCAAAAUGUUUGCUUUGGGGUAAGUUCAGCCAUUGGCAAAUUGAAGUGCUUUCUUCCCAGCCAUAAUUCAAGGCAUUAUCACUGGGAUAUGAGGUAACAACAGGGCCUGGCCUAUGUUAAAUGUUUUUUUUUUUUAAGUACAACGUGUCUGUUAGGUGUUAACUUAAGCUUGUAUUAAAAGAUGCUUAAAAUUAUUUAAAGGCAGAAAAGUGAUUGUGUUGAAUUGUGUUUGGGAAAUAAAGAUAGACAUAGUUUUAAAAAUGUAUUAGUAAUAUUUAAAUCAUUGCAAAAAUGUGUAGGUGGCCUAAACUUACCCUGUCCUGUGGCUCAACUUGCCCGAUACCUGGGGUAAGUUGUGCCAAGAGACCACUUUUUUUUGGACAAGCUAUGUUUUCAUAACUGUAAUGUUUGCGUGAAUUCUGCUUAUUUCCAGGAUUACACAACAUCCUGAAAUGUAUGUAGAUAUCUUUGUUAGAAAGAAUGCUAUAUUUUCCUUCACGGAGUGAUGCAGAAUGUAAAGAAAGGCUCAACUUACCCCACUCUCCCCUUACUAUUUACAGAUGAUAUUGUGCUGUGUUCAUGGUCAGGCUAGCCAACACUAAUGAAUUACUUGACAUAUUACUUGAUACAUUUUAUUAAAAUAUUCCAGGUUGAUCUACUAUCCCCUACAGAGGUAUUUCACAAAACAGAUGCCUACCUAUCUCAGGUCACAGUGAGUGGGUUGAAUAAAGGCACUAAUAUUAGGUUUGGGUGUACUAUUAUUUCUCUCAGACACUGAAUCGGCACAUGGUUUAUCCCCUGAUCGCUCGUUGAUCCUGCUGAUGGUACGCUCCAUUCCCCCAGAGUUCUCUGAAAAACUCUCAGACAUAACUGGAACGAACCAAGAAGUGCACUGGGAAGGGAACAGUGAACUGUGAGUGAUAAGUGGUAGACUUUGAAACUUUAAUUUAAUUUUUAUUUUUUUAUUUUACAUAAGGCCUGUGAUGUUUUAAACAUAUGCUGAGCUGAACUUGGUUAAUCAAAGUAUGACUGGGUUUCGGGAUGAAGCUUCAUAUUUCUUUAGCUACAUAAGAAUACUAAACAGAGAAACGCACACAGAGACAGAAGGAGUUACUCAGAGCACUGGAGCUCUUCCCUGAAGAUGUGGAUCUACAUAAAGUCAAACAGAUUUUAUUUGAGUGAGAUUUGGUAGUGCAAGGCCAUUUUACAAUGUGUGCCUUUUUAUCCUGGGUUUGGUGGGAAUCUAUAGUUUAGGUAGUGAAGAGGGGAGAAGCAGGGGAAUCAAGAGAAUACCAGGGGGCUUUUUCAAGAGGGGUGACGUUACAGAAGUGUCAGAUAGAAAUACAUUUUGUAGAGCAAAAAGGAUGUCCUGUCAGGUAGAAUGAUGGAAUCGUGUCAGUUCUGUACACUACUUUUCUAUCUGGAACGUUCUAUAAAUGUUACAUCCUACUCAAAAAGCUUGAUACACUGAACAAACAAGUUCCAGGAUACAGAGAGGAUUAGAGAGAGAGAGGGGGAGAAAGAACGAGGGAUUGUGUGAGAGAGAGAGAA
Molecule: messenger RNA, 8969 nt
Organism: Oncorhynchus keta (chum salmon)
Lineage: Eukaryota; Metazoa; Chordata; Actinopteri; Salmoniformes; Salmonidae
Gene: b4galnt4a
Product: beta-1,4-N-acetyl-galactosaminyl transferase 4a
Exons: 21
Coding region: 1992-5900 (1302 amino acids)
Cellular component (GO): Golgi cisterna membrane
Molecular function (GO): acetylgalactosaminyltransferase activity
Source: RefSeq, a predicted model, not a curated record